CCCAAAUUUUUGAAUUGUCGAUGUAGUACAAUAUAUAUAAACAUUGAUGUACACGAUUUGGUUUUAUUAUACUAAACUUUAAGUCCGUAUACUUUAAAAUUACACGAAUCGGAUUUCGGAUAAUAUCACCGAACGGUCAUAUGAAAAAGGUCAAGAACGUUUCCAUGGAGAUGUCGGGGAUGGUUACGUAUGGUUGUCAUCUGCACGUUGACAGUACGACCCGGUUUUUCCUGUUCACGCUCAUCACAGUCGCUUCCAUUGGCUUGUUCAUUCAGAUUAUGUAUCUAUAUGGAGACUCGCCUGGCAUGAAAGCGGCACUUCCUGCAGAAUAUUCACUGGCUGGGAGAAGAAUCAUGUACGGCCGUUUGUUCAACAAUGUCGAUGUGUCACAAAUCAAGUUAUCAAAUCCAAAACCAAUUAGAGAGAAAGCGAAAUUCAUCCCAUAUCAGGCAUUCGGAAGAGAGACAACUUUUGUGCGAUCGAACGAAACAGUUAACAACAGGUCUUACGUCAUCAUUAACGAAUUUAAACCAAAAACUAGUGGACAGAAAUAUUACUUAUACAGACAUCCAACAAAAAUAUCGGGCAACUUUAACGGAAAUAUUACACGGCACGUGAAUAAUCCUGGCGCAUUUUCCGUUGCUUCGGAUAGGAAUAUCUAUAUAAUGUCCGUAUUUGGGAGGUUUAUUAACCGGAAGACGGGAGAAAGAUCUCAGUCCAAACAACCGGAUCCCGACAAGGAAAAUCUUCUCAUUGUUUUGGUUGGAUGGCUGAAGUAUGAUUUGUUUAACUCGUCCUUGCAGUGCUGCUUGUUGCUUGCAAAUGACAGCAUUGUUUGUACACCCAAUGCCAAACGAUUAAUCUGGACGCAGGUGAAUAAACAGCCGCUGAUGGCGGUAAAGUUUUUCUGCCCGGUUCCGAAAGAACUGAAAUAUUCGCACGUGAAAGGAGCCACGAUGUCGCUUGUGACGGAAAACUGUCUCAACAAAAAAUUUGCAGCGGUUGAAUAUGUCAAACGACAGGCUCAAGAUUCGAUUGCAGUGUGCGCUAAAAUCGUGUAUGGUACUAUGUCGGCACAGCGGUUGAUAGAAUGGUUUGAAAUUCAAAGGUUCAUCGGUGUGGACAAAGUUUUAAUGUAUUUUUAUAACGUCAACGCAGAGACUGUGAAUGUUUUACAGCAAUACUCACAAGAAGGAUUCGUUGACUUACGGCCAUUUGACUUCCCAGAAGCAGACACGAAUUACCGCUAUGUUGGUCAAAAGGACGCUCAGCCGUUUAUUGAUGAACAGGUCGUGCUGUACGAGGCUAUGGAACGGUUACAAGGUUACACGUUUACGGCCGUUAUUGACGUCGAUGAGGUCAUUUACGCUAGAACCAGUCAUAAACAUAAUCUGAAACGAUUUAUUUUACAGUUAUAUCGUCGAUGUCCAGAAGCCGCCGGGUUUAGCUUUAAAACCGAGUUAUUUAUAACUGACUGGGAAAACAAAGAGGACAAAGGGCCGGAAAUGAAUAUGUUUUAUCACACGAAAUACCAGAAUAGAACCCGUCCCCUUGAAGACCGGACAAAAAAUAUUCUCGUGAUGGACAGAAUUAUCCUUGGCUCUGUGUGGACACACAAUUAUACGUCACUUCCGCAAUAUAAAAAAUUUCAAGUACCAGCAUCAAUGGGUACCUUAAAACAUUACAGACCGUGUCGCAAAAAUUGGCAUUGCUUCCUUCGGCGCGGCUAUAGGGAUCAAACUAUUGCCGGACUAAUGGGAAACAUUAAACGAAAUGUUUCAAACAAAUUCAACAAAUUGUUAGACAAAUCUACGCUUAAUGCGAUUAAAGAAAAUGCAACUAAUGGCUCAAAUUAUCAAGGUGGUAGCGUGCAAUCUCGUCCGGUUCAUAAAACGAACAAUACUAUUUUUAGCAACAAGAAAAUCUCGUGAUGACGAUGGUAAUAACUGUGUGACAAAUGAUUUUGCUCCAACUACUACGUUAUGCAUAUUGACAAUUUUGCGACAAAUAAGUGCGCUCUUACUAUACGUUUUGAUCAAGUUAUAUGGUAUCGAAAACGGUUAGGGUUUUAUGGGAAAAGACAUAUGAGUGUGAUAUGGAAUAAAUGAAGAUAAUGUAAUUCAAAUGUCCCCAACGGUCUUUCGUAUAUAUUUGCUAAUUACUGUAUUCUAGAGCCGUUUGCCAGUCAUUUUUACGCAGUUAAAAUGAUUAGAGAACAAUUAUCACAUAAUAUUAUACAAAAAUGUGCGAAGGGAGACAAUUCAAUUUUUACAUUUGAUUGAGAAACAAUUUUUCCAAGAUUGUUACUUUAAGAUACGGUCAUAAAAAACAAUGUUAUUAAUGCAGGGAGAUAUUAAUAUUAGAUAUUCUUGUGUGGCAAGCUUCAGAAUGGUGUGAUAAAGAUACAAGUUUUGAUAGUAAUAUUGAAUGUAUUAAAGAGAU
Messenger RNA from Ruditapes philippinarum (Manila clam), 2442 nucleotides. RefSeq lists its product as uncharacterized. The coding region runs from base 141 to 1931 and encodes 596 amino acids. The record is from RefSeq and is a predicted model, not a curated record. NCBI's taxonomy places the organism in Eukaryota, Metazoa, Mollusca, Bivalvia, Venerida, Veneridae. The transcript is spliced from 6 exons.